AGGACGUGUUGUUGCUUGUGUCCAGCUCCAGUCAGCGCUGCAGUGGAUUAGUCAGCUGCUUUUAUUUAAAGGUUGUGCAGGGAGACAGAGUGCAGGAGCCUCGGUCAGUGUGCGAGCGUCUGAUCUUCAAGAUGCAGCGCAUCUACAUGCACAGCAAUGAACACUUUGAAGUCUUCACCACUGUCCUUGCUCCUCAAGGGAGGUAUCGAUUCAGGGCAGAAGCUGAAAAGAUGGUGGUGGUGCACAGCUACAGGCCCCACUGGCCAGAUGAGCUGGAGCUGUCUCCGGGUGACGUCAUCCUGGUGCUGUCCAAACAUGAGGAGGAGAGGUGGUUUGGGCGGCUGCAGGAUGGCCAGCAGGGCUACUUCCCCGCCUCCUGUGUGAUGGAGCUGAGCCAGCCGAAUCUUCCUCCCAGAGGCCUGCGAAGGAGUUUAUCUCUGAGACCCUCAGCACGGGACAACGAUUCAGGUGUUCGCAGUAGAUAUGUAAAUGGACACAUUCUGCAGGCACUCAGGAGGGGGAGCAGAGGAGGUGGAGGAGGAGGAGGAGGAGGGGGAGGGGGAAUGGCCCUGGACCGGGGCCAGGGUGAGAGCGAGGGCCCCUUCCCGGUGCGCAGGCCCCAGAUCCCUCAGCCUCAGCCUGUGGCCUCCCAACCUCAGACACACAGAUCCCCGGGCCUGUUCAACAGGAUUUUGUCCAAGUGCCGGAAAAAGAGUGAAUGCCAGGGAGCCACAAACGGGGCCUUCGAGGAUGACUAAGAGGCCCAACUCUUUGUCCUGGGUGGCUGAGCUGAGUUCACUGUGGUGGGGCUGCUGUGGGGGUGGUGGGGUGGGCGGAGAAGCUUCUGAAAAACUGAAGACAGGUCUUGAAGUACUUGGUUCCAUAUCAGGUAUUCUCGACUUGGCUGCAUUUCAAGAAACAAGAGGUUAAAUACACCCCAGUGUGAAUGUACAGACACACACAGCAAUUAGUGAUGUCACAGAGGGUGUUUUGCCAAUUACAUCUGAUGAGCAGCACCUGCUGUGACAUCACUGAUUGGUGGGCGUGUCCAGAGGUGCAACAUGGCUGAAAAUUUGAGCUGAGCAGCUGCUGUUUUCUGCCCUGUUUUUCAGCCUUCCAUUCUUUGGAAAAUAUAUAAUCACACUCACUGCAGUUCUAAGUGUUACCAAGGGAACAGUUAUUGGCAAUCACUGAUGUAGUAAUUGAUGCACCAUUGAUCAGAUUUAUCUUUUUUCUACCACUCUGAUGUUGUUAUCCACAAGAAAUGUUAUUUCAGUCGUCUUUUUCAUCCUUUGUUUCUUUACUUCAUCUACUCAUGUGAAUCUGUAGAUAUGUACUGUAUGUAGAUAUGUGGCUUCACAGUAUUCAAGUUAUUAUUAUUAUAGCUAUAAAACCAGCAAACCUUUA
Lates calcarifer (barramundi perch) is the source of this 1407-nucleotide messenger RNA. RefSeq names its product SH3 and PX domain-containing protein 2B. Bases 132 to 758 code for a protein of 208 amino acids. Lineage: Eukaryota; Metazoa; Chordata; Actinopteri; Centropomidae. The record is from RefSeq and is a predicted model, not a curated record. Gene Ontology annotation, molecular function: protein binding. The transcript has 5 exons.